AGGGAUAAAACUCAUAACCUAGUUUCUUCUUAAAACGAGAUGUGCGAGCUGCGAACCUACGAAGUCAACUCGAAUCUUUUCGAAUUCGUUGCUUAGCAAGAACAAAUCGUACAAGAAGGUAGUUUUGGAUUCUGUUUUUUGUUAUGAAGCUUAAUAUUCGGGGGUUAUGUCGGCUCUUUUAACUGUAUUAAUGGAGAACCACAGAAGCUGACGUUUAUGAGAAGCAAAACCAGUAGCGUCUAGGGUCUAAGCUCGUCGAUUGCUCCUUGAACCAUUUAAUCUGCACUAUAGAGGGAUGGCGGGGGGCGUGAACUGGAGUGUGGAUGAGAUUCGCUUAAAAGAUUAUGAUCCAUCUACAGGGUCUUCUACUCUUAUUCAGGGCUCAAGCUCCUACGGUUCUCAGUUAACCCAGUCUGCUGCUUAUAGUCAAUUUCGGGAACCUUACGACAUUACUGAGUUCAACAGGACAGGUUCUUGGAGUUAUACACAAGGAAUUGAGGAAAUUGGCGGUUCGCCUAAUUCGGAUUUUGGCGGUUCGACUAAUUCGGAUUUUGGCGGUUCGCCUAAUUUGGAAAUUGAUCAGAUAUUGAGAAGUUUAGAAGAAGAGCUAUUGGGAUCAGGGACGGUGCGGGGCGUGGACUGGAGUGAGGAUGAGAUUCGCUUAAAAGAUUAUGACCUAUCUCAGAUGCCAGAUAUUCCGAUUUGCCCAUUCCUUGUGAAGUUGUUCUUGCAGGUUCCUCAUUUGACAGUCAUCCCUCCCACCUUCUUCGAACACAUGCCUGUGCUUCAGGUGUUAGAUAUCUCUAAUACAAACAUAGUGUCUUUGCCGACAUCCAUUUCUAGCUUAAGCUUGCUUCAGGAAUUUAUCUUGAGAGACUGUUCUGCUUUGAUUGAAUUACCAACUCAAAUUGGAAUGCUUUUGAAUCUCAAGUUGUUUGAUAUUCAAGGUACCCAACUCAUGUUUUUACCAAAGGAAAUGGGAAAGCUGAAAAAUUUAGAAAUUCUGCGCGUCUCUUUGUCUGAAUAUGCAAAAGACUACGUUAAAAGUAGUGUCAAUGAGACCGUAAUCCCUAGAAAGAUGAUAUCAGAACUCAAAAAAUUGAAGGAGUUGUGCGUUAUAAUCAGUGUAGGUCCAGAACCUGAGUGGUGGGAGGAAGAAGUAAAAUAUAUUCAAAGUGAAUUGUGUGAUCUAGAGAAUCUUGAAACUCUGAGAUGGUACUUGCCAACGACUGAAGUACUACAACAGUUUUUACUUCUUGAAAGAAAUCGUGUUCCAAUGUAUGCAAAUUUAUCCAAUUUGAUGUUAACCAUUGGUCAACAUGCACAACUUACAUCUUGCCUACCACAUGGACUUGAAGAGAAGUUUGAGGAAUUUAAGAACUGCCUAAAAUGGAUAAAUGCUGAAGGAAGCAUGGAUGCCAUCUCAAAGAUAAUGGCUAGUGCUGAAGCCUUGUUCUUGUCUCGCCAUUGGACAAUCAGAAAGCUCUCGACUUUUAAUGUUACAAAGCUGAAGUAUUGCUUACUUGCAGAAUGCAACGAGAUGGAAACUGUUGUUGAAGUAGAUGGCUUGUCUGAAGAUGUAGAAACUAGAAUAAAGAAUGGUGAAAAAGUUGGAUUUGAAUUGCUACAAUAUUUGAGUAUUCAUUACAUGAACAAGUUACAAAGUAUUUGGAAGGGACCGAUCGGCAAAGAUAGUCUUUCCAAACUAAGAAUCUUAUCAUUGCAUACAUGUCCAAAGUUGACUUCGAUUUUCACCCUAACAAUAGCUCAAAAUCUUUCAUGCUUGGCAGAGCUUACAGUUGAAGAUUGCCCUAAAGUUACGAGCCUCAUUAGUAAUGAAUCCCACAACAUUAAACUUGGUCUGGUUCUUCCAACCUUGGAGAAGAUUUUUCUCUUAGACCUACCCGUGUUGGUCAACAUUUUUGUUGGUCGAAUUAUGUUGGAGAAUCUAAGGACUAUGUUGAUCUAUAGUUGCCCUCGUUUCCGGGAUCUUUCUAACAUGGAGUUACCACGCAUAAAGAAGAUCGAAGGAGAGGAUGAAUGGUGGAAAGCAUUGGAUUGUGAUAAAUCCCCUUGGAAAAAUAUCUUUGUGCAACUUAAAAAAAGAAGAGCUUUGAUUGAGCAGUUAUCUGAGGCUACAAACUCUCUACAACAUUUCCAUGAUAUUCUAUCACACGGUGAAAGGAAGAAGGGGAGAACUAAACAUAAAGUUGCAGCUGUUCAGAAGCUUUAUGAUGCAUGCAGAGAUGUUUUUGCUAAUUGUGGCCCAGGUGUUGUUCCAGAUGCUCAGGGUAUUGAACGCCUGAAAGACAUUUUAAACGGAAUGACUGAACAUGAUGUUGGUGUCCGGCCUAAUAUGCCAUUUUUCAAGGUUAAAGAAACAGAGGGAUUUCCUAAAAUCACAUACCUACACCUUUCCGAAUGUGACAAAUUUUCGAUUGGAAUAUUUCUAUUGCCGCCAACGGGUGUCCUGCCACUCCACAACCACCCUCAGAUGACGGUUUUCAGUAAGCUUCUGUUUGGAACCAUGCACAUCAAAGCAUAUGAUUGGGUCGAUAAUAUUGCUUCAAGCUCUGCUCCUAAAUCCGAUUCAUCAGAGUGUGAAGAAACGGCUGAAGAAAAAACCGUUAGCGUACGUUUGGCAAAGCUCAAAGUCAACUCUGACUUCACUGCCCCAUGCAACACCUCAAUUCUCUACCCAACAGAUGGUGGGAACAUGCAUUGCUUUACAGCAAUAACAUCAUGUGCCGUUCUUGAUGUUUUGGGCCCGCCAUACUGUGAUGCCGAAGGCAGGCACUGCCAAUACUAUCGUACUCAUCCUUUCACCAGCUUUUCAGCUGGAGAUAAUAAACAGUUGCCUGGUGACGACGAGAAGGCGAAAGAGCUAGACUACGCAUGGCUCGAAGAGAUAGAUAAACCCGCAGGCUUAUCCGUGGUCGGAGCGCCAUACAACGGGCCGAGAAUCGUGGAGAAAUGAGUAGAGAUCGAUCCGGAGUUGAAAAUGGCUGCACAAAACAGAAAGUUUCGUCUGUUUUUGUUUCGCAUUUGUUUUGUUUUAGGAUUUGUUGGGUAAAGAUGGUUUUGGUUUGCUUUGGUUUAAGAUGUUGUACAUAAACUUGACUUGAGCAUAAGGGUAGUACAUAUUUUCUUGAGUUGGAACGACCAAAUAAAAGUACAACGGUUGCGGGAGGUACACAUUUGGUCGUUCUAUGUCGGGAAAAAGUAUUCACCAUAAAUGGGGAUGGAUAUAAAGCGUACUUGUUUAGGACCAACAUGAAGUGGUUUAUUUUUUUUAAUGGUUUGGUGAUAUUUGCUA
Molecule: messenger RNA, 3316 nt
Organism: Helianthus annuus (common sunflower)
Lineage: Eukaryota; Viridiplantae; Streptophyta; Magnoliopsida; Asterales; Asteraceae
Exons: 8
Coding region: 296-2977 (893 amino acids)
Molecular function (GO): protein binding; oxidoreductase activity, acting on single donors with incorporation of molecular oxygen, incorporation of two atoms of oxygen
Source: RefSeq, a predicted model, not a curated record